This is a messenger RNA of Paracoccidioides brasiliensis Pb18, 1992 nucleotides long. Its product is annotated as tethering complex ATP-binding subunit VPS33. The transcript has 4 exons. The record is from RefSeq and is a predicted model, not a curated record. Gene Ontology annotation, cellular component: CORVET complex; fungal-type vacuole. Gene Ontology annotation, biological process: vesicle-mediated transport; intracellular protein transport. Bases 1 to 1992 code for a protein of 663 amino acids.
AUGGCACCGGAUCCAGGAUCAGAAGCAGAGUAUAUAAAAGAGAAGGCACGGAGGGAUUUGCUGAAUCUUCUCGAAGGUGUUCGAGGCAAAAAGAACCUUGUAAUUAGCAAGGACCUGGCUGGACCGGUUGGCUUGUUUGUUAAGUUUUCGGUUCUCCAGGAGUAUGGAGUCGACCGGGUGUUUCUGCUUGAGAAUGGAAAUACCGAUUCUUCCCAGAAGAAUAUUGUCUUCCUUGUCCAUGCUGAAAAGCCUGCUCAAGUACAAUCCACCGCCGACCAAAUAAGAAAGCUUCAACGGAAUGGUACUGUCGAACAUGAAUUCUCCAUAUUUUGGGUCCCUCGCCGUACGCUUGUUUGUAAUCAAAUUUUAGAAGAUGAUGGCAUUAUCGGAGAUGCCAAUAUCGCGGAAUUUCCUCUCUAUUUUCUACCCUUGGAAAGCGACAUCCUUUCCUUAGAGUUAGACACUUCCUUUCCUGAUCUCUAUCUGCACAAGGACAUAGGCCCGAUUUAUCUUUCUGCAAAGGCGUUGAUGAAUCUUCAAUUGCGGCAUGGUUUCUUCCCUCGCAUUAUUGGAAAGGGAGACAAUGCGAGAAAACUAGCAGACCAGUUACUGCGAAUGAGAAAGGAACUCGAUGCUGAAGAAACCGCUGGUAUGAACGAUGGAGCCGGGAGAGGCCUUAUGAUUAGCUCUAUGACGGAAAGUUUGAUCAUUAUAGACCGAGACGUAGAUUUCGCAACGGUUCUACUCACCCAGCUGACAUACGAAGGCCUCCUUGAUGAAUUUUUUGAAAUCUCACAUAAUCAAACAGAAGUUGACGCUAUGGUCAUCGGCCCCUCUGCUCCUACUCCCUCAUCUUCCCAAGGAACGUCGUCAGGUACAUCGUCCGGGACUCAGAAACAGGGUUUAAAACGAAAAAUACAACUGGACUCAUCGGAUCACCUGUUCAGUCAACUCCGAAAUGCAAAUUUUGCUAUAGUUGGAGGUCUAUUAAACAAAGUCGCUCGUCGAUUAGAGAGUGACUAUGAAAGUCGCCAUGGCGCCAAGUCAACUUCUGAACUCCGAGAAUUUGUCAAUAAACUACCAGCAUACCAGGCGGAACACACCAGUCUUAAAGUACACACAAAUCUCGCUGAAGAGAUUAUGCAGCAAACCCGUUCUGACAUUUUCAGAAAAACCCUUGAGAUUCAACAAAAUAUAGCAGCAGGGACAGAUCCAAUAUACCAACAUGAUAGUAUCGAGGAACUCAUCGCCCGGCAUGUUCCCAUACAUACCGUUCUCCGACUACUCUGUCUCGAGUCCUGCAUGUCUGGUGGCAUGCGACCGAAGGAUCUGGAAAAUUUCAAGAAGCUGAUAUUGCAGGCGUAUGGCUACCAACAUCUUCUAACCCUCCACGCCCUUGAGAAAAUGGAGCUCUUGCAGGCGCGGUCUUCUGCGACCGCCAUGUUACUCUCGACUGGAGGUGGCCCAGCAGGCUUGAAAACCAAUUAUAGCUAUCUUCGCAAAAGUCUACGACUUAUCGUUGAUGAAGUGAACGAACAAAAUCCGGACGACAUCGCAUACGUAUAUAGUGGCUAUGCCCCACUGAGCGUUCGCCUCGUCCAAUGCAUAUUGCAGAAACCAUAUAUCCUAUCUCUCACAAAAGGCACUCCCGCCCCCGCUGCAGGAGCAUCGACCAGCAUUUCGUCCCCUGCAUGGCUAGGGUUCGAAGAUGUUGUAAAAAGUGCGCGAGGUUCCACGUUCAAUAUCGUCCAAAAGGCCGAUGAGAAGGCAGCGAGGGCGCGACAGACGCUCUCAGGGACGGGAGGUGUUAAGACGGUUAUCAUAUUUUUUCUUGGCGGGAUUACGUUUACAGAGAUUGCUGCGUUGCGGUUUAUUGCGGGCAAGGAAUCAGCUCGACGACGGAUUGUUAUUUGUACGACUGGGAUUAUAAGCGGGAAUCGGAUGGUUAAAGCCGCGAUUGAAACAAAGGGGUUUGUUAAGUCUACUAAAUAA